Messenger RNA from Pseudopipra pipra, 1610 nucleotides. RefSeq lists its product as uncharacterized. NCBI's taxonomy places the organism in Eukaryota, Metazoa, Chordata, Aves, Passeriformes, Pipridae. The record is from RefSeq and is a predicted model, not a curated record.
AUGAACGAAGAUUUGGGAAGGCACUACCCACGCUUGUUGCAAGCGCGUUGGUGGCUAAAAAGGCCAAUACGAGAUAGACAUGUCCGGUUGCAAAAGGCACAGCAGAAGGACUCCCCAGGUGGUAGAAUUCCUUCUGCUAUAGCGGGUAUUAAUCUGUUCCUGUUACAACAUUGUUACGACAGAAAUAGAGUGGAAUCCUAUAGUGUGUUCAGGCUGAGAAUUCGUCACAUUGAGGAGGCAUUAACACUGCAAAAGUCAACAUGGUUAUCUGCUCUGAGGUGUGACCAGCAGGACCAGGAAAGUGAUUCUGCCCCUGUACUCAGUGCUGGUGAGGCCUCACCUGGAGUACUGCAUCCAGUUCUGGGCCCUCAGUUCAGGAAGGAUAUUGAGGUGCUGGAACAGGUCCAGAGAAGAGCAAUGAGGCUGGUGAAGGGACUUGAACACAAGUCCUAUGAGGAGAGGCUGAGGGAGCUGAGGUUGUUUAGCCUGGAGAAGAGGAGGCUCAGGGGAGACCUCAUCACUUUCUACAACUCCCUGAAAGGAGGUUGUAGCCAGGUGGGGGUUGGUCUCUUCUCCCGGGCAAUCAGCAGUAGGACAAGAGGGCAUGGCCUUAAGCUGCACCAGGGGAGGUUUAGGUUGGAUAUUAGAAAGAAAUUCUUUACAGAGAGGGUUAUCAGCCAUUGGAAUGGGCUGCCCAGGGAAGUGGUGGAUUCUCCAUCCCUGGAGGUUUUUAAGAUGAGGCUGGAUGUGGCACUUAGUGCCAUGGUCUAGCAACUGUGGUGGUAGUGGAUCAAGGGUUGGACUUGAUGAUCUCAGAGGUCCUUUCCAACCCGUCUGAUUCUAUGAUUCUAUGAACAUCUUCAGUAGUCAUCCAUGAGAAAACAAUCUUAUAUAUUAAAGCUAUUUCUCAUCAUUCUAGUCAUGGAAAAAAACAUUUAAAGUAAAUGUUGAUUUGUAUUGGAGGAAAAAUAACUGAUUAAUUUCAAUAUUUUUUUUUCCAGUUCUAAAAUUAUUAACACAUCAUUGCAUACUAGUAUGGAAUUAUACCUUGGAGAAGACACAUACUAAAGACAGUUAUUUCUAACUUGAUUUUUAGCCUCUUUCAUAGAACAGACCUUUCAUAGAUACUGACAUACCCAGGGCUUUUGAUAGUGUGUUUCAUAUUCUGUUAUGUCAUGAUAGAAAUAUUUGAGAUGGAAGUAAAGUGUUCUUUAUGGGAAAAGUGACACUAUGAGUAGAAUAGGAGUUUGGGAGGGGGGAGUCUUUAAGAUAGUUAAAUGAGUUUUGAUAGGAGUAGUGAAAGAGAAACAAAAAAUGGGAAUGUGUUGCUUUCAAGGUUAAUAAAGAAAUGUGUAGUAACCAAAACAAAAUUAGAGAUCAAAACAAAGUCAGUAGUCAGAACGAAGUGGUCAACACAGAACCAAAGAUAGACACUCCAGUUAGGUAAACAUAGUCAAGAACAGCAAGAGUGGUGACAUCUUGGGACAAAAGCUAAACAGUUGUCUUUUCAAUGCUACAAGAAAUCUAAGCUGGGAGCAAAACCUCUUAAAAUGGGGAAAAAAUCAAAACAGUGUUUGGGUUUUCUUGUGUUCAUUGCAGAAGACAGUAUU